This is a messenger RNA of Coffea eugenioides, 5055 nucleotides long. RefSeq lists its product as uncharacterized. Gene Ontology annotation, molecular function: nucleic acid binding; RNA-DNA hybrid ribonuclease activity. The record is from RefSeq and is a predicted model, not a curated record. NCBI's taxonomy places the organism in Eukaryota, Viridiplantae, Streptophyta, Magnoliopsida, Gentianales, Rubiaceae. The transcript has 7 exons. The coding region runs from base 1 to 5055 and encodes 1684 amino acids.
AUGGCCUGUUGUCUUCCGAAUGAAGUUGAUCCGUUGGUACUCUCCUCCAUCUCGGUUUGUCAAGAUGAACAUAGACGGAUGCUCGAAAGGGCAAUGUACCAGCUUACAGGCGGAGGCCAAGGCUUUGCUACUUGGGCUGUAGUUAUGUGUGCAACGAGGGAAGCUAAUACGGUGGAGGAUGUGCUGUCUAAUGUGGGCCGUGCCCAUAUCGAUAAGAGGAUUUGUGUGUAUGACACCUUCGCGGGCCUCCCAUUUUUAGCCAGGGGUGCUUAUCGUUUAGACAGAUUGGCUUUUCCCUCCUUCCGCAGAUGUAGGCCUUUGCGCCGGAAUUCCAAUGUUUCGGAUCAGCAUAUUUCUCUAGAUAUUCAAAGUCCAUUGCUUCCUAGUAAAUUUGUCAUGUCCUUUGUUCAUGCAAAGUGUUCAGUGGAGGAGCGCAAAGAUUUAUGGUGUUCAUUAUUACAUGAUAAGCCUAGUUUACUACCUUGGUGCAUUGGGGGUGAUUUUAACGUAAUUUUGGCACCUCAUGAAAAACGGGGAGGCCGUCCAUUUGCCAUAGCUGAGGGGGCGGAUUUCAUGUCUUUCAUGGAGGAGGCUGAGGUCUUCGAUUUAGGCUUCUCAGGAGCUAGUUUUACAUGGUCUAAUAAUCGGCGGGGUAGAGCUCGAAUUUCAAAAAGGUUGGACAGAUUUUUAAUCAAUGGAUCUUUCUUGGAUCUCUCUAACAAAAUCUCUGUGCUUCACUUGGCAAGACAUCCCUCGGAUCAUGCACCAUUGAAGAUUACGUUUGCGACCCGAUCGGAUAUUAAACCUCGGCCAUUCCGCUUCUUAAAUGUCUGGACUACAAAACCACAAUUCCUGGAGGUGAUUCGCCAGGCUUGGAAUCAAGAUGUAGAGGGAUCUCCAUUGCGCGUUUUAUGCUCCAAAUUAUUGGCCACGAGAAGGGCUAUUCAAACAUGGAACAAGCAACACUUUGGGAAUGUUAUUGAUGCUGUUCGUUAUGCGGAAAUGGCGGUCCAUAGAGCAGAGGAGGUUGCGGAUCAAGACUAUUCAGAAGAGUGUCAGAUUGAACUCAAUAAGGCACAGGCAGAGUUUCGGCAUGCAAUGUCAAUUGAAGAGCAAUUUUGGAGGCAAAAGGCAAGGGUUAAAUGGCUUCGUCAUGGAGAUAGAAAUUCAAGGUACUUUCAUGCGGUAGUAAGGCAGAGACGUGUUCAAGGAAUGAUACACCGUAUAAAAAAAUCCAACGGCGUUUGGGUAGACACGGAUGAUGAUAUAUCAACUGAGGCAACAGAAUAUUUCAAUAAUCUCUUCACAGGUUCUUUGGAGUCAUCUUCUGAUAUGCUACACCUAAUUCCGUCGAUGAUUUCGGGAGAGGAUAAUAAGAGGCUGGAAGCAGUGCCUACGAUCAAGGAAGUGUACGAAGUCGUCAAGUUAAUGGAUGGAGAAAGUGCUGCUGGUCCAGAUGGUUUCACAGGAAAAUUUUUUACAUUUGCUUGGGAGGUGAUCGGCCAAGAUGUCUACAAUGCGGUACUCAGUUUUUUCUGUGGGGCGGAUUUGCCCCGUUUCAUCACCUCUACUUCAAUCGUUCUAAUUCCAAAGAAGCCAAAUCCUCAGGAAUUUUCUCAUUUUAGGCCCAUCAGUCUAUGUAAUUUUUUCAAUAAAUUAUUAUCCCGAAUUUUGGCGGACAGGGUGGCUGUUUUAUUGCCAAAAAUAAUUUCCCCCCAGCAGACAGGUUUUGUGAAGGGCCGCAAUAUAACUGAAAAUUUUCUCCUAGCUCAAGAGGUGGUAUCGAGUAUGGGAAAAAAGAAUAGAGGUGGGAAUGUUUUAAUAAAACUCGACAUGUCCAAGGCGUAUGACCGGGUGUCAUGGGGUCAUAUUAUUAAUGUUCUGAGGAAGUUUGGAUUCGGGGAAAUAUUUAUUGACCUAGUAUGGCGAUUGCUUUCUAAUGUCUGGUUCUCAAUCAUUAUAAAUGGCUCCUCCUACGGUUUCUUUAAAUCUUCGAGAGGGCUUCGUCAAGGUGACCCAUUAUCACCUGCAUUAUUCAUUAUCGGGGCCGAGGUGUUGUCUAGAGGAUUAAACAAUCUCAUCAUGCAGUCGGGCUUCGUGGGAUUCAAAGUUCCUUAUGGGUGUCCUUCUAUAACUCAUUUGGCGUUCGCGGAUGAUGUUCUCAUAUUUGCAAAUGGCUCUUCCUUUUCUCUGAAGGCUAUUAUGCAGGUGUUAGAGGCAUAUCAAAGGUGUUCGGGGCAGCUGAUAAAUGUGCAAAAAAGCUGCUACUUGGUACAUCCAUCGAUGCCACUGGCGAGAAGAAGGCAAAUUGAACGUAUCACCAAGUUUACCUGCCACUCAUUUCCGAUACGUUAUUUAGGGUUCCCGCUAUACUUUGGAAGAUGUAAAUCAUCAUACUUUGGAGAAGUUUGUCAGUCUAUUCUAGGGAGGAUUUUGUCGUGGAAAUCAAGAUUACUUUCCUUUGGAGGCAAAAUAGUUCUAAUCAAACAUGUGUUGGCAUCAAUGCCAUUGCAUUUGAUGUCGGCUGCAGUGCUCCCGGGUAAGUUGUUCAAAACUAUAGAAAAGACCUGCUCAGCCUUCCUGUGGGGGUCCUCACCCGCGGACUCGAAGUACCAUUGGAUACGAUGGUCUCAUUUGUGUUAUCCAGUUGAUGAGGGAGGAGUUGGAUUUCGGAGACUAUGGGACGUAUACAAAGCUUUUUCAUGCAAGCUUUGGUGGAAUUUCCGAACAGGAUCAUCGUUGUGGGCAAUGUUCUUGAAAGCAAAGUAUUGCAAAAGCCUCCAUCCUUGUCAGGUAGAACUCAAAUCAACGGACUCGGCAAUCUGGCGGAGGAUGGUCAACGUCAGUCGACAAGUGGAGCUCUCAAUGUUAUGGGACGGGUCGUGUCACUUUUGGUACGACAACUGGUUGGGAAGUGGUGCGUUGUUCCUACAAGCACAAGUUAUCCCAAAUUUGACUUUCCGCAAUUUCGUCAUCAAUGGUCACUGGGAUUUGAAUUCCUUAGGUCUUACAAUACCAAAGGAGAAAAUGGCCUCCAUUGUGAAACACAUACCACCGGAAGAAGGGAGUGAAGUUGAAGUCAUUUGGAUGCCCACCACAUCUGGUAGAUUCUCUCUACAAUCGGCUUUCGAAGACAUCAGGCAGGCCCGCAACAAGUCGAUGGUUUUUGCUUCGAUUUGGCAUCCUCGGAUUCCUUGGAAAGUCUCGUUCUUCAUGUUGCGACUAUUUCUAGGAAGACUACCGCUACCAGAUAGGUUAUGUAAACUUGGUUUUCAUUUACCGUCAAAGUGCUUGUGUUGUUCUUCGGCAUCUGCAGAGUCUAUCGAGCAUUUAUUUGCCAAUGGACAAAUAGCAUCGGAAGUUUGGAACUAUUUUCGAGGUUUAUGUGGAUUUAGCUGUUCAGGGUCUUCUCUACGGUCCUGCAUAGUAGGGUGGUGGUUGCGGUUACAUGAUACUGAGACACGACAGCUUAUUGACCGCAUUCUACCUAAUAUAGUUUGCUGGCAGAUUUGGAAGGCAAGGAAUAAAGCAAUGUUUGAGGGUGUCCAGAUGCGAUCGUCUGUUAUUUGUCAUCUCAUUUUCUCGGAAAUUCAGUCCAUCGUGGGAAUCCACUUCAAACAAAUUUUUCGAUUCCAAUCUUUUUGUCAUUUGUAUGAUCGAUCGAAUGUGUCUGUCGGUACGGUUGCAUACAAAUUUGUUCGAUGGGAGACAAAGGAGAUAGGACGGCUCAUACUUAAUACGGAUGGAUGUUCUAAGGGUAAUCCAGGAGUGGGUGGAGGUGGAGGAGUUCUUCGGGAUCCAACUGGUUCACCACUGAUUGCCUUUUCGGCUUAUUUUGGAGAAACUACAUCUCUCCGUGCAGAAGCUUGGGCUCUCCUUAUCGGUCUUCAAACGUGUAAACAUAGGGGAUUCGAAAAUAUAAGUGUGCAAUCAGAUUCGCUGCUCUUAGUUGGGAUCAUUCAACGAAGCACUCAAUGUCCGUGGCAGAUUCGAAGGGAGAUCAGGCAGAUUUGGAAGCUCCUGCAGGAACCUAUUCAUUUUUCACACUGCUACCGAGAGGCUAACACAGUUGCUGAUGCGUUGUCUAAUGUGGGCGUUUCUCACCCACAUCAAAAGGUCAAGGGAUUGGGUUUAGCCAUGCAUGAUAUUCUUCCAAAUGUGGAACAUAGGUAUUGUGUUAGACAUCUACGCAAUAACUUCAAGAAACAUCAUCCCAGUGAAACAAUAAAGGGCCUGUUUUGCGGUUGUGCAAGGUCGACAUAUGAGAAUAAAUUUGAAACUGAAAUGGACACCUUGAAGCAAUAUGAUGAAAGGGCACACGAAUGUUUCAAUUCAGUGAUUUUAGAUGCAAGGGAAAAGCCCAUUCUUGGCUAUUGGAUGAGCCAGAUAACUUCACGGACAGCAAUUGAUAAAGUUGAAGAUAGUCACUUAGCUGCUGCUAAAUGUGCUAGGCCACCUCAUUCACAUCCACCACUCCGGCAACAACCUCCGCGCCAAACAACUGCUUCGGCAGCGGCAGCUUUCCUUGCGACUCCAGAAACAACCUCAACUCUUCACUCAUCCGAAUGGCCGGAUGCUUGGCCAACCUCCUCAAAUACUUUUCCAAUGCCGCUCUCCUCUGCUCCACAAAUUCCUGCAUCUCCAAACCAACACCACCAUGUCUCCUUCUUCCACCACCUUCCCGACACCCAACCCAACAUCCCCUCCUUCACCAUCACUCCCCUCCCAACCUCCACUGCCGCACUCUCCCACAACCGCAACCUCUCUACCUCCCUCUUCCCACUCUACCCCCCUCCUCCAUCUUCCUCUCCCUCUCCAGCACUUCCACCCAUCUCCUCCAUGUCAAAUUUGGUCGCAACAAGGUCGCUAUUGAAUCUGAUCCAAAUUUCGGUCUUCAAUUUCAGCAAUGGCGAUUUUCAAUUUUCAUCCAUGGCCGAUUUUCAGAUGAUUAAGGAGGCAAUUAUUGCGAUAAAAGAGAGAGCUAGACCUGGUCCCUACCCGAUUGUCCGCAAAUUUCAGAAAAAGCAGCAGAAGUUGCUGGCAAAUUUCAAGUAG